Molecule: messenger RNA, 3455 nt
Organism: Esox lucius (northern pike)
Lineage: Eukaryota; Metazoa; Chordata; Actinopteri; Esociformes; Esocidae
Gene: pde5aa
Product: phosphodiesterase 5A, cGMP-specific, a
Exons: 21
Coding region: 149-2950 (933 amino acids)
Biological process (GO): signal transduction
Molecular function (GO): protein binding; 3',5'-cyclic-GMP phosphodiesterase activity
Source: RefSeq, a predicted model, not a curated record
GUUUACCAGGUGAUAUAACAACCAGGAGUUGGACUACAGAGUCCCUGCUCCUCAUGUCUCUGGUGUGUAUGGCUCUACUGAUGGAGCGGUCCUCACAUCGCUCAAACUGAGUUUAGGAGACCUGUUUUCUGGCUACCUGUUGGGCGGCAUGCCCUGUCUCCAGGCCGAAGCGCUGCAGGAGCCAAUGGCCUCGGACAGAGAAACAUCCAACCCCUCCAGCGCUGACCCUCCCUGCCCGAGUAGAGAGCCCUCCUCUGGGGAAGGGUCUGUGAUGGAUCAGCCUGUGGUGACCAGCGCCGGGUGGUUCUUCUCUCCACUGUGGAGCCCCGGGGCCAAGACUCAUCGUUGGCGAUUUGGGAGCGGAGUAAAAAGUGACAAGGUGGAGGUCUGGCUGGACGACCAUGCUACCAGGGAGAUGGAAGGAGGCUCUGUCGUAGGAGCAAUCCCGUCCCCUCAGACAUCACGAGGGCCCAGUCGGUCUCCCUCUGACCCCUCACUCCUCCUGGGCCACCGUAGGGACUCCUCCCCUCUGUCCAGCCCCUCCCUCCUGAUCUCCAGCUCCGCCUCCACGCCCUCCCUGCCGCGACCCCCUACUAACCCUCAGACCUUCACCCCCUGCCUGCUCCAAAACCCUGCCCACCCCCAGUUCUCCACCAGAGAUAGGGCAGGAACGUACUCCCCCCGAUCUCCUCGCUCCCCACUUUCUCGCCGCUCCCUCUGUUGUUCACACUCCCCCCACUCCCCUCACUCCUCCCCCCGCUCUCCGAGGAGGACUGGGCCCUGUGGACGAGGUGGGCCUGGUUGGCGAGGUGAGCCAUGUAGCUGGAUAACGGAGGUACUGGCUGGAGGCUCAGACAGGACAUGUUCUGUGGCGGAGCUCUGCCAGGAGGCCCUGAUACAUGCUGAAGAGGUGUUGGCAGCUGAACGCUCCUCUCUGUCUCUGAUCCAACAGGACCAAGCCGGAGAAAAGCGAUUGGUCCAGGUGGCGGCCCUGACAGCACCAGACAGUGUAAAGGAGAAGUCUUACAGCAUCCACGCCCACCUGGAGUUAGUAAAAGGCAUCAUGGGAUAUGUAGGCUCCACAGGGACACCCAUUAAUAUGACAGGAGAUGUCUUUGAGCAGGACCCCAGGUUCACCCCAGAUGAGGAUCAGAUACCAGAUUUUAGACUCAGGAGUGUUCUAUGUGUCCCUGUCAAGAACAUCAGACAGGAGGUGCUAGGAGCAGCUCUGGUACUCAACAAAAGGAACAGUCCAGACGGUCAGGGUUCUCUGUUCUCAGACCAGGAUGAGAAGGUCCUGUCCAGUCACAUGGUUCAUCUAGGGCUGGUCCUGGAUAACAUCCAACUAUGUGAGAGUUCCAGACAGGAAGCCAAACGCAGCCAGGUGUUGGUGACCUUGGCCCGGCUACUGUCAGAGGAACAUACGUCAAUGGACAAUCUCCUGAGCAAGAUGGCCGCCACUAUCCUGCCUAUUGCACGCGCUCAGUACUGCACCAUCUUCAUCGCCAGACCCAGAUCCAAGAACUCCUUCUCUGGCUUGGUACAUAUGGAGGGGGAGGAGCAAGGAUCAGAGUUCCAGAUCUAUAAAAGAGGCUGUAGCCUCACAGAAGUAGACUUGACCCAUGCCCUGCAGGUGCUGGGAUCCAAGGAGACACAAAAUGUACCUGACGCCAAUCAGGACCCCCCCACAGGUAGCUUGGUCUGCUGCCCGAUCAAAAAUGGGAAAACGGGACAAAUUAUUGCCGUCUGUCAGCUGAAGAACAAACUGGGUGUGGCUCCAAGCCAGGCCAAGACUGGCAGGAGAUUUAACCAUCAUGAUGUGCGCCUCCUAGAGGAUUUUGCUGUGUACUGCGGCCUGGCCCUGCAGACAGUCCAGACUGUCCAGCGCAUAGAGUACCACAGAGCCAGCCAGGACGUCACCCAGGAGGUCCUCUCCUACCAUCUCACUGCACCUCAGGAAGAAAUCAAAGCAUUGCAGGAAGCUGAAAUCCCCUCUGCCCAAUCACUGCACAUCCUGGACUUCAGCUUUUCUGAUAUUGACCUAUCAGAGGACUCAACAACCCAGGCCACAGUCAGAAUGUUUCUGGAUCUCAACCUAAUACAGGACUUCAACAUCGAAUACAAGAGUCUGUGUCAGUGGGUGCUGAGUGUCAAACGUGGUUACCGUAGCAACGUGCCCUAUCACAACUGGAACCAUGGUCUUAGCACCGCUCAGUGUAUGUUUGCCAUGCUGAUGGCCACUGACCAGCUACAGUGUAAUUUUUCUCGUCUGGAGGUGCUGGCUCUGAUGAUAGCCACUCUGAAUCAUGACCUGGAUCACAGAGGAGUCAGCAACUCCUACAUAAAGAGGACCCAUCAGCCUCUGGCCCAGCUAUAUGGGACCUCCUCCCUGGAGCAUCAUCAUUAUGACAUGUGCCUCUUCAUCCUCAACAACCCGGGCAGUCAGAUUCUGAGUGGUCUCAGUCCAGAGGACUACAGGAGAGUGUUGCCCAUGAUAGAGAAAGCCAUCCUAGCUACAGACUUGGCCAUAUAUAUGGAGAGGAGAGCAGAGUUCUUUGAGCUGGGUCAGAGCGGCGUGAGCUGGGCAAAAGACAGUCAUAGAGACCUAUUGAGGUCAAUGCUGAUGACAGCCAGUGACAUUUGUGCCAUUACAAAGCCUUGGCAUAUUCAGAAGAGGAUAGCUAAGCUGGUGGCUACAGAGUUCUUUGCUGAAGGAGAUAAAGAGAGGGAAGAGUUCAACAUUAAACCUGCUGACAUGAUGAACAGAGACAACAGCACUCGACUUCCCCACAUGCAGGUGAACUACAUUGAUGGGUUGUGCCAUCCCUUAUACCAGUCUCUGUCUGGGAUGUUCAGCUCCUGUUCUCCUCUGUUGGAUGGUCUCAUGAAGAACAGAGAGAACUGGAUGCUCCUUGCUGAAAGGGGGGAUGAAGGAGGAGAGGAGGAAUAGAGGGGAAAAAUGAACAGGAGAUAACGAACUGCUUAAGUGAAUAAUACACUUUAACAUGAUAUGCUGCUUUAAUUAUCUGUGUGUGAGAGUGAAUGUGUGUGUUUGUUGCAUUUAACCGUUUGUUCAUGGAGGUCUUACGUUUACUUUAAAAAUUGAAAAUACUUGUAUUUGUCACAAGCGCCUAAUACAACUGGUGUAGACAAUGCAACUGGUGUAGACAGUGCAACUGGAGUGGACAAUGCAACUGGAGUGGACAAUGCAACUGGAGUGGACAAUGCAACUGGAGUGGACAAUGCAACUGGAGUGGACAAUGCAACUGGAGUGGACAACGCAACUGGAUUGGACAAUGGAAAUUGAGUAAACAAUACAACUGGCUUAAAGAGUAUGAAUGAGACAAACAUGCAAACAUUAAGUAGUGUAAAAAGCUUCCUUUUAGUGACAGUGGGGUUGAUCUGAGAAAUGUGUUUUGUACAUUUGUUUUUUAAUAAAAUUAAUUUAUAGUCUA